Durio zibethinus is the source of this 1899-nucleotide messenger RNA. RefSeq lists its product as uncharacterized. NCBI's taxonomy places the organism in Eukaryota, Viridiplantae, Streptophyta, Magnoliopsida, Malvales, Malvaceae. The record is from RefSeq and is a predicted model, not a curated record.
UCCCUGUGCAAACAUACAAAUCCAAUGAAUGACGUAAGGCUUUUCAUUGGGCACGACGUCUGUACGUUUGGAAAUGAGGAAAUUGUGGGAAACCAUUUUCAAAGUUACAAACCCAGAAUAAGGUAGUAAUAACAAAAGAAGAUAAAACCAAAUAUACAAGAAGAAUUGGUCUCUUGUUUCAUCUGCCCCUUAUAUGGUAAUAGCAUAUAUCAUUGAAGGGUUUUAGCCUUUUUCUUCUUUCCCUUUCUUUUUAUCAUUUUUCUUAUGCAGAGGAGAGCCUUCUUUUUUUCUUUUCGUAUUUGAAGAAGAAGAAGGAGGAGGAGGAGGCUCUGUGUUAGAUUUUUUUUUUUUUUUUUAGUUUUGAGAAGAUGAUAAGAUGGUGGAUAUCUGCUUUGCAAUUAGCCGAGCUGUUUGUUAGCUCAAUGGUGCAUGUGCUAUAUGGGUUUUACAUAUUUAGCACGGCUGUGGCUGGGGACCUUUCUCAGGCUUUGAGUGAAUGGUUUUUUAAGCCUAAUGCAAGUAUAGAGGUGAAAAGAGAAGAUCCCAGUGGGACCAAUGUUAAUGUUCUGCCUCCUAUUGUAUUGGUUCAUGGCAUUUUUGGAUUUGGCAAAGGAAGAUUGGGAGGUUUAUCAUACUUUGCAGGGGCAGAGAAAAAAGAUGAGAGGGUUCUUGUGCCUGAUUUGGGGUCUCUUACAAGCAUAUACGAUAGGGCGCGUGAGUUGUUCUAUUAUUUGAAAGGAGGGCAAGUUGAUUAUGGUGAAGAACAUAGCAAGGCUUGCGGGCACUCGCAGUUUGGACGAAUUUAUGAACAAGGGCAUUUCCCAGAAUGGGAUGAAGAUCACCCUAUUCACUUUGUUGGCCAUUCAGCUGGUGCUCAGGUUGUGCGUGUCUUGCAGCAGAUGCUUGAUGAUAAGGCAUUCAAGGGGUAUGAGAAUACUUCUGAGAACUGGGUAUUAAGUAUAACAUCCUUAUCCGGGGCUUUCAAUGGGACUACCAGAACUUAUUUAGACGGCAUGCAGCCAGAGGAUGGAAGAACGAUGAAACCUAUUAGUCUGCUGCAGCUAUGCCGUAUAGGAGUUAUAAUUUAUGAUUGGUUGGAUAUCCCCUGGCUAAAGAAGUACUACAAUUUUGGGUUCGAUCAUUUUAACAUGUCAUGGAAAAAAGUAGGUCUUUGGGGUCUUGUUGACUGCCUCCUGGGCAAUGCAGGGCCGUUUGCUAUGGGAGAUUGGAUCCUUACUGAUCUUACAAUUGAAGGGUCAAUAAGAUUGAACUGCCAUCUACAAACCUUUCCCAACACAUUCUAUUUCAGCUACGCUACUAAGCGUACAAGGAAGAUCCUGGGUGUCACAGUUCCUUCUGGCGUUCUUGGCAUACACCCAUUGCUUUUUAUACGAGUGCUACAGAUGAGCCAGUGGCGUCAUCCUCCAGAUGUUUCUCCCCCUUAUAAAGGCUACAGGGAUGAGGAUUGGCAGGACAACGAUGGAGCUCUCAACACGAUAUCUAUGACUCACCCUCGUCUCCCAAUUGAACACCCAAGCUGUUUUGUUGUGAAUGAUUCUGACUGCCAACCCCUGCAGCCAGGCAUAUGGUAUUACAAGAUUGUAGAGGCAGAUCACAUAUUGUUCAUUGUGAAUAGGGAAAGAGCAGGCGUUCAAUUUGAUCUGGUAUAUGACAGCAUUUUUGAGCGUUGCAGAAAACAUGUUUUUAGGAAGACUCCACAAACUUUACCCAAUCAAGCUCCCGAAUAGUCUCACCUGUUGUUCUCACACAUAAACUACACCCCUAAAACUGGUAAAGGAAACUUAACAGCUCUCAUUGUGUUCCACCCCCACAAAUUCUCUUCUCAUCUCUUUCAUUUUCCCCCCACUUUUUCCACCCUUUUUGACCCUGCUGUAAAUG